This is a messenger RNA of Pomacea canaliculata, 3075 nucleotides long. RefSeq lists its product as uncharacterized. The record is from RefSeq and is a predicted model, not a curated record. NCBI's taxonomy places the organism in Eukaryota, Metazoa, Mollusca, Gastropoda, Architaenioglossa, Ampullariidae. The transcript has 10 exons. The coding region runs from base 416 to 1984 and encodes 522 amino acids.
UCACGCUAGGUGAACUUCCUUGUACUCCCGUGUACUCCCGUGUAUCAGGUGUGCACCAACCAAACGCUGGGACUUUGUCGACAGUUUUUACGUGCGUUCAUUCUAGUGCGGACAGGUGGGAAGACAAAGAGAAAACAGGAGAACAUCGAUUUCACUCAUCGAUCGAAUUCGAAGUUUUUGGUCUUUUUCCGACGACAUCAAUCAAGUUUUUAAAACUAAACAUUUUCGGACUAUGAAGGAGACGCGUAUGAAAUAAAAGAUCCAGGAAGUGAGUGGCUAAUGACAAUGCCCUGCAGCUACAAUACCGAGAACAAUAAUGACUAGAAGGAGCAGACUUUGUACACCUCGGUGCUUUCUGACAGCAAAAUAAAAUUUAUAUCUGCCGCUGUGGACAGCUCAACGGAUUUACGACAUCAUGGCGGAAAGAACAACUCUGUUCGGGGCUCGUGCUGGUCGUCUGCUGUACACUGUGGCAUGUACCUUUACUAUUGUAGGUAUGACUGCAGCAUCUCUAGACUGCUCCUCUGUUUCCGGAGUCAGAGCUAACUUCGCUAGCAACACUUUCGUGUGUUUAACUGAUGUUCCUGGCGUUUUCCUCUGGACACUGACAAGGUCUGUCAACGACACUGUAAUUCUCGGAGAAUGUUCUUCUAACUGUGAAAUAACAGACAGUUCUUUAAACAGCAGCUUGUCCUUAACAGCAAAUAACAUCAGCAGUCAGCUGGUAAUCGACACCACUGUGCCCGACAUUCAGUUCGUCGAUUUUUUCAAUGGCAGCAUCAUUGCAUGCAGACGAGGAAGUGAAGAAAGAAAUUGGACGACAGAUUAUGUUCAUCCUGGCGAGCUUGAAUCUUGCCAUGUCCAGUUCAGAACAGAUUCCUGGAGAGUGUCUGGAAAGUGUGAGGUCAAGGGUCUGUCUUCCGCUCUGGGCUGCUACAAAUGUUGGUGGAUUUCGACGCUACAAUCGUCUAGCCGAGAGGUCAGGGUGGAAGGCCAACUGCGCAUGUCUGAGACAGCCACGUGUGUCCUGGACACGACCUUUCCGCCUGCCCAGGGUCGCUAUAGUUACCAUGUUGAGAUGUAUGCACAGAGUCACCUGCCAGCCUCCUUUGUAGGAACAGAUGAAGUUUUGAGUCCAUCGACAGCCAGGAACCUCACCCACACGUGCCCUGCCCAGGGGGUAGCCGAGGGGUCAGACCUCACGUGUCACUGCAAGGUCGUUGGGGACACUGGGAGCCCUAACGCAACAGUCCUAUGGGGAGGGACAGGAAACAACUCCGAUCAGCUGACUCUUCGUGACGUCACCAGGGCGGACACCGGCAGACAGUUCGAGUGUCGUCUGCUAUGGAACGGCACUGUGCUAACCUCGGUGACCUAUGUCCUUACCACCUUCUGCUCCGAGGAUGUUCAGUCCAAAGCUCAAGCACGAGCAGAAGGAAUAGGAAUAGGAAUAGGAAUCUGCCUCGCCAUUGCGACUGUCGCUGCAGUCGUCUUCGCUUUCAUCUUCUGGCAACGAGGAAAACUGGACGUCCUGUGCAGUCCCUGUCCGCUGCGCGUUGGACACUGCCUCAAAGAUGCGACGGAGGCUGAGGAAGCCACGAUCUCAGAUGUCCAAAAUAAGUCACAUGACCAGACUUGCCGACAAAAGCCUGUCUCCGAACGCUUGCCAACCUCUACCUUGCGCGAAACCGUGGGUCACGAGAAGUCGGCCACGAGACGAGUCAAUCCCGGUCUGAUAAGUUCCUCUCCUUCGGCCCGAGUCGCUCCUCCUGAUACCACGGGCAAGAAAACCAAAUCCGCCGCACCUGUGGGAGCAUUGUACGAUGCCAUCGACCGCACUCAAGUCUCUACAGGUAACUCCUACGAAGCGCUUCAGGUUUCAGCCUCUACCCCAUCAGGUACCACCAGCGGGAGUUUACCAGAGGAAGAUCCACCCGACGAAAUCUAUGAAGAAACCGACCAACCACUCUACGGCAACACGUAGAAGACCUUGCAAAGCUUUUCAUCUGAAUUCAGUUCAGCACGAGAGAGGACGACUUGUAUGACCACCACAGCUUCACUGCCAACAGGAGCAGAUGUCAGCUGAAGUGACAACACUCUAGAGGGAAUAAUCGUAGUUUAUUGCAUAAAAACAUGCGCACACAGAACUGAGACACGAGGAAGAGAAUUUCUACACUUUUAUUGUAAAUUAACGAUAAGUACAUCUGUACUGACGUAUGAAAGGGGUUAGGGGAACAGUAAUGCUGACAAACUGCUCUUAGUAAUGUGGACAAACUAUUAACAUUGUUUUUUUUUAUAAAGACUUACUAGAAAAGUGCGCAAAAAGUAGUUUCGUCUAUCCUAAUAGUGCUUUGACAACACUAAGGAGUUAACAAGACUUACACCUCUAAACAUGUUUGAUUGUAACCGUGCAGAGAAACAAUUGUCCCAACAUUGUUUUGUGUCUGAAGUUUGACACAGUCUCCACCCCAUCAUGGUGUAAGAAAGCUCAGGUAUGGUUACAGCUAGAGGUUUCUAGGAAGAAAUAUUUAGUCUACCGACACAGCUAAGUGUUGCAUUACUAAUUAGCUCCACAACUGUCGAGGUUGCCCAAGUUGGUCCGACAUUCAGUCUGAAAGUUAGCUAACACUUUAAAAUGAUCACGUGUCUGCAUAGUAGUCAAACAAGCCAGGAAUUUCCAUUCUACUGUUUAAAUAAAAAUUUUCUAAAGUGUGUCAAAUUUUACUGUUGCACAGAAAGCUUAUCAAGUAGUCAAGAAAAGAAAAAAACUAACACCGGGACAUGAAACAUCUAUCCACUGUUACUGGGGUGUCUGUCUGGCUUAUAAACAUUUUACACAGUUAAACAUGCAGAGUGCAGUAAGUAACGGUGGUAUAUCGAUGCAGUUCUUUCAGCAGUUAUCAUCACAAGGGUUAAUGUGGCUGAACCGUGAUGAUGCGUUAAGAUAAGGGAUAGAAUGUGAAGAUGUCAAUGAUCUUAAUACAUGAGACAGUAUAAUGAGACAGUUUUUCUCUUAAAAUAUUGAAGUUUUUAAAUUAAAGCAGAUUUCUGACAUGCCCUUGAUGUCCAAAAAAA